AUGACUACCACCACUACCCCACCAACAGGAGUGAAGGUGGAAAUGUCGCUAAGAUUAGACAAGCCAUAUGAGCCCGAACUGGAUAAUCCUUCAAGUGAAGCCUUCAAAAAACUCAAGAAUGAAGUUUUGAAAGUGCUAUUUGGGCAGUACAAAAGCCUUUCAGGGUUCAUCGGUGUAAAUAUAAAUGGAUUCAGUCGCGGCAGUAUCAUCACCCAGUACACUGUAGAAGCAUCUGAGAUUAAAACGGAGGAAAUUUCUAAAGUCAACGCUCAGAUUCCUCAAGCAAUGAAGGAGGUGGCCUCAGUAAUCGGCUCAGUCACUGCAUCUAUCACUGCAUCCGACUUGCUCUUUAUUCCAAAACCCACCUACACUGGAACUAGCAUGAAGUUGCAAUGCGGACCGCCAGACGUUAACCUGGGUGAGCUCAGCAGUGUUCAGUGGAAGUUUAAUGAUGGGAUUUUAAAUAAUCGUCCACGACACGUCAUCAACACCAUCGGUCUUCAAUCGACUCUCACUGUCAGCCAAGUGAUCCUUGCAGACAUUGGAUUAUAUGAGUGCACUUUGAAAAUCUCUGUGUUGGAGUACAUCCAAAAGCGAAAAGUAACCGACGAGGACAUCAGGCCAGCGCCAAACAUACGAGUCGAUGCAGAAAUUAAUGCUGAAUGUGAUGGGUCAUUAUUGGCACUGACUUGCUGUGUGCAGGAACCCUACAAAGUGAAAUGGUAUUUGGGUAAAACUAUUUUAAACUCAGUCGCUUCUGAAACCAACUGUGUAAGAUAUUCCAUUGAGAGAGCUUGUGAGACCUCUAUUACUAAAAUCUAUACUUGUAAAGUGGAGAGUCUUACACAGUACAACAAAACAACCACACUAACUCUCUUUCCAGAACCUCCAUUGUGUAAUGACAUCGUAUAUGGAAUGGGGAGAGAAGGAGAUUCCUCGGUCAUCAGAUGUGAGAAAGGUCAGACAGGCAGCAAGACAGCCGUGUGCGAGAGCAACAGACAAUGGACGCUAGUAGAGGAUACCUGUAUUGUGGAAGAAAUCAAAGAAUUGCUGACUGAAUCAACGGAUCUGGAUCCUGUGAAAGUGGAAGUGUUUGUUGAAAAACUGAAUGAGGCUGUAAAGGAACAGACAGAGGCCAUUGCCGAGUCAUCAAACACCAUUUCAGCAAUCACUGAAAUUUUGGUGUCUGUUUCUGAUGUCACAGAAACGGUCACUGAACCGCUCAUGAAGAAUGUCCUUGAGGUGGUGGACAAGCUCAGCGCAGACAAUGCGGCUAAAUCAUGGCAAGUCCUGAACACCAACAGGAGCAGCAAUGCUAGCUCUCAGCUCCUUGGCUCGCUGGAGCAACUGUCCAAAGGCUUGAAGGGGGAGUUUUCCAUCACCACCCCACGCAUCCAGUUGAAAAAAACGUCAUUUAGAGACUUUUUCUCCAUCAACCUCAACUCCAGCAUCCACCUGAACAUUCCCAACACCCAGCAUGAAAACGUCUCCAUAACGACUAUCCUAUUCUCCUCCCUGGACAACAUCUUGCCAGCACGAGAUGCAUCUUUUAACAUCAGCCAACUAGGAACAACAACAAACUCCACUGAAAAUGACACAGCUUCAGUGGUUUUGGACAAUUUCAUCAACGCAGAUGUGGUGCUCAUUAAAGUUAACCAAGUGAUAACUAAUGUUACACUGAGUUACGAGAAAAAGAAUGAUUCGUUUACCCCCGAUCCUCAGUGUGUAUUCUGGAACUUCAGCCUUCUCGAUGGCUUGGGAGCGUGGGAUGACAAAGGCUGUAGUUUAAUAUCUGACAUAAACAGCACAGUGACUUGCCAAUGCAACCAUCUUACGUCCUUCUCCAUCCUUAUGUCCACACAUAUCCCUGAGUCCAUACGUGAAGCUUUGGACAUAAUCACCUACAUUGGCGUCGGGAUAUCGUUGGCAAGUCUAGUCAUCUGCCUUAUCAUUGAGGGUUAUGUCUGGAAAGCCGUCACCAGAAACGGCACGGCUUUUAUGCGACACGUCUCCAUCGUAAACACAGCUCUUUGCUUGUUGAUCGCUGACAUUUGCUUCAUCAUUGCUGCCUCUGUCGCAAAGAACCCUGACGAAAACCCCGGCGAAGACUUCACAGUGCCAGUUGGGCCGUGCAGCACCGCAACGUUUUUCAUGCAUUUUUUCUACUUAGCACUUUUCUUCUGGAUGCUGGUAUCGGGACUGUUGUUGUUUUAUCGCAUGGUCAUGGUCUUCUCGCACAUGUCCAAGUCCGCCAUGUUGGCCGUGGGUUUGUGCGUGGGCUACGGAGCUCCGCUAAUCAUAGCCGUAGUCACUGUUGCUUCUACUGCGGGGGGAAACGGGUACAUCCAAAGAGAACAAGCUUGCUGGUUGAACUGGAAUGAGACUAUGGCACUUCUCGCUUUGGUCAUACCUGCCUUAACUAUUGUGUUUAUUAACAUCAUAAUUUUGUUCGUGGUGUUGUACAAAAUGCUGAGGAGCGGAGGCAUAGGAGACCAGUCCGUGGCCGAUGAGAGGCACACGCUCAAGGUUGUAGUGCGAUGUGUGCUCAUUCUAACGCCGCUGUUCGGACUGACCUGGUCUUUAGGAGUGGGGACGAUGGUGGCUCCGACAAAUGAAGGAGUCCAUAUUGCAUUUGCAUUCUUCAAUUCGUUGCAGGGUUUGUUUAUUCUUGUCUUUGGAACACUGUUUGACUCCAAGAUCCGGGCUCUCCUGGCAAGAAAACCCCUCACAGGAUCAUCAGGUUCCAGCUCCAAUCGGACAAAAAGCACCAGUGCAGGGCUGUUCAGCAAAGUAAGGAGCAUAUUGCCUGGAAGACGAAAUGUCUAUCACCUCUCGCCGCCUUCACGCAGCAGCACCAACGAGCCCACGGAAUCAUACUCAAGCAUUUAA
Knipowitschia caucasica is the source of this 2889-nucleotide messenger RNA. NCBI's taxonomy places the organism in Eukaryota, Metazoa, Chordata, Actinopteri, Gobiiformes, Gobiidae. The record is from the annotation of a GenBank genome assembly.